Physcomitrium patens is the source of this 1508-nucleotide messenger RNA. RefSeq lists its product as uncharacterized. Lineage: Eukaryota; Viridiplantae; Streptophyta; Bryopsida; Funariales; Funariaceae. The record is from RefSeq and is a predicted model, not a curated record.
GGCGAUGACAGUUGGGUGGUUGAGGACUCGAUCUCGCUCUCGAAUUCCUCCACUGUCGAUGCCCAUGAAUGAUUGAUUGCGGCGCCAUUGUGUUAGCUGUGCUGGACUUUGUGGGUCUAAUUUGUUGUCUGCAUUUCCUGCUUCUUGCGAGAGGCUUACGGUGUUUUGUUUUGUUUUUUAUUUCCUUUUAUUUUUCCUCUGGGUUUGUGUGAAUUUCCGCGGUUUUUGUGUGCUUCGACGAGGAAUUGGGGUGUUUGGAGAGAGCUCGAGGGACAGCUGCUUUUGGAGGUUUUAGGAACCGGGAGGAAAGGGACUUAGUUGUUGUUCGAGCUCCAUGGCUCGAUUGUCAUGGCCCGUGUUGGGUGGUGUGUUAUUCUGCGACAUUUUAGCCUUUAUUCUGGCCGUGGCCGCGAUGUCCAAGCGGAGCAAGGCCGCACCGACGUAUGCUGAACCAGGUUACCUUACCUGUGGGUAUACGAAAGACACUUCAACCGGGUUAGCCGCAACAGCUUUUGUUUUUCUUCUCUUUGCUCAGGUGUUUGUCACCAUCGUGACGGGUUGCUCCUGUUGUGGAAAAACUAAUUCCAAGCAGGGUUGUGGGCGAAUUUGUGCAAUUUUGCUCCUUGUAUCCUCCUGGAUCACUUUCACCAUUGCGGAGAUAUUUCUACUCACCGGUGCAGUUGUGAAUAAUAUUCGAACUGAAGGGCAAAUAGAUGUGGGAGUCACGACUCAAGAUGAGGCUCACUGCGCGCAAACGAAGAAGGCUAUCUUUGCUGUAGGGGCGGUUUUCACAUUUUUUGCCAUGGUUUUCAAUAUUGCAUACUACGUCGUGCAAGUUAGUUCUGAGAACAAGGACCAGCAAUGGAACUCAUACCGAGCAGAUGAAGGUUACAGUGCGCAUGAAGGUGGGGGUAUUGGAAUGACGGGUUUUGAAAGGCUUUAGGUUCAGAACGGGACAUCCGACCAUUUUUCCCGCAAGUACAGCAACAACUGUGCUGAAACGCCUUCUGACCAGAUCGUCUGUUGUUCCAAUGGAUUCUCUCUCGUAAUAUGAAAGGUGUCAGACUUCGAUUUAGUCUGGCAGGUUGCCUGUUAGAGGAAGAGGUUUGCAUCCCCUUGGAAAAGUGUCUGAAGCAUAUGCAGGAUUUUAAACACCGCAUAAUCUUGCGAGGGGAAGUGCGUAGACUUAUCAGACCUCAUGUUGCAAGAAAAUAGCAUUAGGGUUCUCCAUCUUCAAGCUCAUUCCAGGAAAAAGCUGUAGAGACAGACGCUGACUUUCGUUUUGAAAUGACCGGGCAAUGCAUUUUUCUUGACAUUCUAGUUGUAGAUUUGCAAAGUUCUCGUUGUGAAAACAUUGUGACUUAAUGGUACAUGAGGCUGUAGUUUGGAUCGGUUUCAGCACACGGCAUGGGAUUAGCACACCUUCUGUGUGCCAGGAUUUUGUUCAUCUUAUCCUCUAACUUUAAUAAACUGAAAAUGCGCACACAUCAGUGAGAUGUGCUUGGUUA